UAAGCACACAUGCCUCAAUUUUGCAUUCAUUUCACUCUGUGUUGAUCAUGGCGAGUUGCGGGGAGUUUCUCGGAUACUUUCGUUGGAGUGGAUUAUAAAGUUUGAUCAUUUCUUAUUCAUUGGAAUAUGGUAACUUGUAAAUAAAUGACCUAUGUCGAAUUGAAUGAUCGCAAUUCCUUGGACCGGUUACCUCCCAGAAAAGUGGAAAUUCGUUGUCAAAGUUGAGUUGUAAACUUGUUCCGAAAAAGCGAUGGGGUCGAGCAGUAGAAGUUCGGGGCCCCGUAAGCUGGCCAGCGUGGUGUUGAGUUUAGUGAUCGGGUUCGCUCUGGCUACCUGGAUGCGGAUGGUAUGGGUUCCGGCGGGUAAGUCGUGCAACACUCAAAACUUUGAAAGAGACGACCCAUUUCUCUCGACGCCUGAACCAAAUCACCCAUCGAAAAACUUAUUAAUGGUUGGCGUUAUGACGGCUGCCAUUUUCUUAGAAACUCGAGCUGUUGCUGUAAACAGAACUUGGGCACAGACAAUCCCGGGGCAAGUUGCAUUUUUCUCGAGUGGGGCGUCCAACGUCCCACCUGAAUGGAAUCUUCCCGUUAUUAGUUUGCCUGGUGUGACAGACGCUUACCCACCUCAGAAAAAGUCAUUUAUGAUGUUGAAAUACAUGCACGACAAUUUCAUUGACAAAUAUGAAUGGUUUAUGAGAGCUGAUGAUGAUGUAUACAUCAAAGGCGAUCGCAUGGAAGCAUUCCUGCGAUCGCUGAACAGCAGCCACACUUAUUUCAUAGGGCAAGCAGGACGAGGAAAAGUAGAGGAAUUGGGGCUGUUGCAUUUGGAAUAUGAUGAUAAUUUUUGCAUGGGAGGAACUGGAAUGGUUUUCAGCCGGGCCACCCUUAGGAAAAUGAUACCUCACGUCAGCUACUGCCUCAAGAAUUUGUGGAGCACCCACGAAGAUGUCGAAGUUGGCCGGUGCAUCAAGAAGUUUGCGGGGAUCGAUUGUACUUGGUCGUACGAGGUAAGAUGACACCCCUUUUCAAGA
Messenger RNA from Lytechinus pictus (painted urchin), 1033 nucleotides. Its product is annotated as chondroitin sulfate synthase 1-like. Bases 251 to 1018 code for a protein of 255 amino acids. The transcript has a single exon. Lineage: Eukaryota; Metazoa; Echinodermata; Echinoidea; Temnopleuroida; Toxopneustidae. Gene Ontology annotation, molecular function: glucuronosyl-N-acetylgalactosaminyl-proteoglycan 4-beta-N-acetylgalactosaminyltransferase activity. The record is from RefSeq and is a predicted model, not a curated record. Gene Ontology annotation, cellular component: membrane.